Meloidogyne enterolobii is the source of this 1252-nucleotide messenger RNA. The record is from the annotation of a GenBank genome assembly. NCBI's taxonomy places the organism in Eukaryota, Metazoa, Nematoda, Chromadorea, Rhabditida, Meloidogynidae.
UACCUAGCCUACAUUUUUUACAUUCUACUGGGGGUAAACUGUAAUCUUUGCUCGUCAAUUUUAGCAAAUCUUCGCCAGCCCCCUCACAUAUCACUAACCUUUAAUAGCUCAUCCUUCUUAACAUUCUUAACUUUACAUUUAAAUUCAAAUAUUCCAUUCAUUCUUUUAAUUAAAUCAACCAAAAUACAAUACAAAUCCCUUUCAAUUUUAUCAAUUUCUUUUAUUCCUCCAACUUUUUUCUUAAAAUCUUUAUUUAAUUUAUAUUCCCAAGUUCUUUCCAAUUUUUUUAUUAAUUUAUUUUUAUUUUCCCCAUUUUCCCCUUCUUCUUUUGGAAAUAAAAUUUCAAAAACUUGGGGGAAUUUUCUCAAAUAUUUUAAAAAAUCAAAACGUUUCGCCAACAAAUUUAAAUAAACAAUUAAAUCCAAAAGCUUUUUUUCCUUCAAAUUUUGAGGGUUUUCUAUCGCUGUUUUAUAUAAAUUUUUUAGUUUAUCUUCCCCUUCUCUUCCGAGGAAUUCUUUCAAAAUCCAUGUUUUUUGACCCUCAUUUGCUUGAAAUUUUUUAGAAUUUCUUCCUUUCCCCAUUUUUAAUUUUCCAGACAAAUUUUCUUCUUUUUUAAAAAUUUUGGGUGAAAUCUCCAUUUCGUUAACUUUCUUGUCUAUUUUUUCGUUAUCUUCAAUUAUUUUUAUCACCUUUGAUUUGCCCUUUUCUUCUUCUUUUUCUUCCUCCUCAUCCUUCUUUACUUUCUCCUUAUCCUUAUUUUCUUCCUCCUCAUCCUUCUUUUCUUCCUCUUCCUUUUCUUCAUUCUUUUCUCCCUUAUCCACUUCCUUCUCUUUUCCCCUCUUUCUCUUCUCUUCUUCUACUUUCUCUACCUUCUUUUUUUCACUCUCUUCUUCUUCCGUUACCUUCAGCUCCUCUUCCCUCUUUUCUUCCUCUUCCUUUACCUUUAACCCCUCUUCUUCAUUCUUUUCUUCCUUUACAUCUUCUUUAACAAUCUUCUCUAAAUCUCUUAUUUCCUCCUCAUUUUCUUCCCCUUCAAAUUCCCCUAAAAGACUACUUGAUGUCCCUUCAAUUUCCUUCUCCAACUUCAAUUUAUUUCCAUCAUUUUUAUUUGAUUUAUUUUUCUUCUUUUUCUUCUUCGAUUUAUUCUUUUUUGAUUUUCCUUUAUUAUUCAAUACAUUUUUAUCAUUAUUUUUAUCUCCAUCCUCGUCAGAAUCUAUUGCCGUUACACUUUUUUCUCUCCCUUCAUAAUUAA